UAACACUCUGUAUAUCAUUAAAAAAACAAAUAUUUUCAGGCAGGUUUUUUGUCAGAUGUGUCAGAUUUUGGCACCUGACAUCAAAUCCCAGAAAUGGACGAUUCAAACUUACUUUGCAUAAGAUUUGCUUUUGGGGUCCCCCUUGAAGACAUAUUCCCCCCAAACGGCAUUCACCCCAGACUAAAAAACCUGUUCAACGAAACAAAAAUUGCCCUAAAUAACAAUCCUUUCCCUCUAUCGCGCAUUAUCAAAAUUCGAGAAAAACCGCUCAACACCGGAUUGAAUUUGAAAGAAACGCUACUUUCCGGUCAACUGCGCUACAAGAAGGACAUUCAACCGUUGACAUUUCUUUGGCUAAUUCGUCACUUCUUGGGCGUUUUGCCCCUGCCUUUGUUUACGAAAUAUUCAAAUGGGCGGAAAUACAACUGGGAUUUUUUGGCCAGUCAGUGCCAAAAACACAGGACGUGUUAUCAGCUAGAUUUAGAAAUUUCCUGGGCAAUUCAUCGACUCCCCAAAGCCCACGUUGUGUUAAUUUACACAUUGAUUAAUUUUUUUCGAAACAUUUCGCUCAAACGAUACAGUGAUAAGCUUGAUAAAACAAGUGUUACAGCUCUUGUUGUUUACUUUAGCUCGUCUCUAUUUGUUCGGCCUUACAGACCCGGAUUCGUUAUCAAAGCCGACAGGAUUUACUUUCAUUUGUUGUUUUAUUUAAUCGUGAAUUGGCAAAGAAUUAAAAGGGAGAAGUGUGAACUUUUGGCUACAUUAGACAGCAAAUUACCAUCAAUUUUUGAAAGUGACGAAUCUGAUGUUUUGGAAAUUGCAUUUGCUGAUUUUUGUUGCCAAACUCGUGAAGUUUCAAGUGUGGACCGAGUAAUUCAAGUACCAGAAGAAGAAAAUAAUGAUGAAGAAGAAAAAAGCACGAUUUAUAGCACGAAAGAAUCACAGAAAUCGGAACAGCCAGUCGAAGAAGUGAACGAAAAUUGUGACUACGAAGAAAUUUCGUAUAAAAACAGUGAUGCGAAAAUUUGUAACAAAAAAACUCACCUGACUCCGAAAAUCCUGCUCAGGGAAAAGUUAUUCAAAGCUAACAGAUCCCUGGUUAGCGUGAUCGGGAAGCUAAAAUCGAAACAAGACUUAAUUAUCAAAUCAAAAAGUGGCUCGAAAUUAAACUAUAAAUACAAUUUAUUAAAAGAUCCCAACGUUACAAAAGUCCGUUCUCUCCACGUGAACAACUGCGUGAAAGAGUCACCUAACAUUAAAUAUAAAAAACUGUUAACUCUGUGAUAGAAUAAAUUUUAGUUCGUCCUGUCUUUCAA
Messenger RNA from Tribolium castaneum (red flour beetle), 1316 nucleotides. RefSeq lists its product as uncharacterized. Lineage: Eukaryota; Metazoa; Arthropoda; Insecta; Coleoptera; Tenebrionidae. Bases 94 to 1284 code for a protein of 396 amino acids. The record is from RefSeq and is a predicted model, not a curated record. The transcript has 5 exons.